AUGGAUUCCUUGAAAUGGGUGCUGCUUCAUGCCCAUAUAUGGUAUGCUAUCUGCGAUCUGUUAUACAGUAAACUCGUCGUUCCUUAUAUGUUCUUUCCAAUUGGUGGAGGAAUUCCUGCUGGUCUUUUGUCCGAGUGGAACAUCAAUGGCCUAAUUCAAAUGUACUGCGCUGCCACAGGACUCGUCGGAAUUAUUGGUCCCUUCAUUGUUUGUGUAAUGCCUAUAUUAUAUGUUGUCUCUUCAAUUAUGACAUCUUAUUAUAAUCAAGUACUCAAUAAUAUGGUUUAUGUGCUAAUCUCUCAUCAUGGAUUCCUCAAUACUAUUUUGAUGGUUGUUUUAUUCGCUCCUUAUCGGGAAUAUACAAAAUCGUUAAUAUGUAUCAAAAAGGAAAAAUGCGCUACUGUUUCAAUUCAUAUUGAAACGAAACAUGCUUUGAAACUUACAUAA
Molecule: messenger RNA, 447 nt
Organism: Caenorhabditis bovis
Lineage: Eukaryota; Metazoa; Nematoda; Chromadorea; Rhabditida; Rhabditidae
Source: the annotation of a GenBank genome assembly